This is a messenger RNA of Huiozyma naganishii CBS 8797, 705 nucleotides long. RefSeq names its product Tir3p (gene TIR3). Gene Ontology annotation, biological process: fungal-type cell wall organization. Gene Ontology annotation, molecular function: structural constituent of cell wall. The record is from RefSeq and is a predicted model, not a curated record. The transcript has a single exon. Gene Ontology annotation, cellular component: fungal-type vacuole; fungal-type cell wall. Lineage: Eukaryota; Fungi; Ascomycota; Saccharomycetes; Saccharomycetales; Saccharomycetaceae. The coding region runs from base 1 to 705 and encodes 234 amino acids.
AUGUCUAUCGCUAAAAUCUCUGCUCUUCUAGCCACCGUUGCCUCUUUGGCCGCUGCCAUCAACGAUUACGAAGUCGCUGAAUUUAACGCCAUUUUGGUCGAUGUCAAGGCCAACUUGAUGCAAUACAUAUCGUUGGCUGAAAACAACCCAGACUUCACCCUUCCAGACGGUGUUUUGGACGUCUACACUCAAUUGACCACCUACACUGACGAGUCUUACACCUCUCUAUUCACUGCCAUCGACUUUGACCAAGUUACCACCGUCAUGCACCAAGUCCCAUGGUACUCCAGCAGAUUGAUCCCAAUCAUGUCUUCUUACAUGGCUGCUCACAGUAUCACUGAAACUGCCGACCCAGCUGUUAAUGGCGCUGCCACCACUGGUGCCGACUCUGCCACCGCCUCUGCCACCGCCUCCGCAGUUUCUUCUGCCGCUUCUUCCGCUGCUUCCUCCGUCUCUUCUGAAGAAUCUUCUUCUAGAGCUUCUUCUUCUUCUGUUGCCUCAUCCGCUGCUUCUUCUUCUUCUUCUGCUGCCUCCUCCGCUGCUUCUUCUGUGUCUUCUGCUGCCUCCUCCGCUGCUUCUUCAGUGUCUUCAGCUGCUUCUUCCUCUUCUAGAGCUUCUUCUUCUAGAGCUGCUGCCGCCAACGUCAACGCCUUUUCCGCUGGUGUCGGUGCUGUCGUCGCUGGUGCCGCUGCUUUGUUGUUGUAA